Scaptodrosophila lebanonensis is the source of this 2325-nucleotide messenger RNA. Its product is annotated as chorion peroxidase. The record is from RefSeq and is a predicted model, not a curated record. The transcript is spliced from 11 exons. Gene Ontology annotation, biological process: response to oxidative stress. NCBI's taxonomy places the organism in Eukaryota, Metazoa, Arthropoda, Insecta, Diptera, Drosophilidae. Bases 74 to 2158 code for a protein of 694 amino acids. Gene Ontology annotation, molecular function: heme binding; peroxidase activity.
CAGAGCGGCGUGACGGGAAUUUCAUACUUUGAAAAUAGCAGAAUUUCAAUUAAACAUAACAAAGAACUCUGGAAUGUGGCGAAAUUUGAUUGUUUUUAUCGUAAUAGUGACAUUAACAAAUGCUCUACACGAUUUUCCACAAUCCUCUCUUGUUCUAAGUAAAGAUGUGAAAUCCUAUUUAAAUGGGAUUUCAGCUACGGAAUGGAAAGAAUUUGCUGACUCUGGAAUCGAUGCUGUAGACAGACAAAAAAGGCUAGAAAAGAGUCUCUUGAGCUCCGGCAUUACGGUUCAAAAUGGCAGUCUAUCUCAUAUUCAGUUGCUAGAUUCUUUGCCAAGCCAAGAUUCUAAGCGAGACAGCGAGAUUGCCCUGAAGAUUCUGAGGUCGAGUCUUUUCGUGUACAAUGCUAAAUGUGUUCCAAAUGGAAUUGAAAAUGACGAGUGUCGCACAUUUUUGGAGAUAAAGUCAGUACCCUCGAGCAGUGAGCUGUGGUCUGAGUGCCAACGAAUCGUAAAAGGUCAACGUGAUGGUCACCGCCCCUUUCGACGUUUGAUGGCUCCCCACUAUAAGAAUGGCUUACAGGAGAUGUUUCCUGAAGAUCGACUUCCAGAACCCUGGCCCGUCAGUAUGGCCCUUUAUGAUCGUGAAACAAGAGGCACUAAGAGCAAACAGUCCAGUGAGGAGGACACCCAAAAUCUUUCGCUAGUGCAAUGGGCGCAGUUCGUGGAGCAUGAUCUCAGCAAGCCAGUUGUGACAUCAAUGAACGACGGGUGGCCCAUCGAGUGCUGCAAUCCUAACCAAAAGAACUUACUACCCCGUCAUCAUCAUCCAGCAUGUGCACCUAUUCUCUCUAAAAUCGCUAAUCCCAAGUAUGGCUGGCGUACCUGUCUAAACUAUGUUCGAAGUGCUCUGGCAGUGGGUGAGAACUGCAAUUUUGGGGCCGCACAGCAGCUGAAUCAGGCAACAGGUUGUUUGGAUCUCUCCCAAUUGUAUGGAUUUACGACUGCAGCGCAAGAGAAAAUGCGCACAUUUAGUCACGGAAAACUCAAAUCCACAACUACAAUGGGAACGCAUUUGAAUGAUCUGCUUCCCAUGUCCACAGAUGCCAAUGAACACACCUUCUGCACCACUUCUAAUGCAUCUACAUGCUUCAUGGCGGGCGAUUCGCGGGUGAACAGAAGUCCAUACUCGAUUUUAGCAUAUACACUCUUUAUGCGCAAUCACAAUCGUGUUGCUGCAGAGCUAGGGUCCAAUAAUCCCAGCUGGAGCGAUGAGCAACUCUUUCAAGCAGCUAAGUCGGUUAAUGUGGAUACUUACCGUCACAUCAUUACGAAUGAGUGGCUACCAGUAGUCCUGGGCACACAAUUGGCUGCAGAGGUCCAAUCCAAAACAGAAAGCCCGACUCCACAAGAGCAUCUUUCCGAAGUAUACAAUGAGUUUGGUGUGGCUGCCAUUCGUUUCUAUUUCUCAAUGUUACCAAAUGUUCUACACAACAAUGUCAAUGCCGAUGCAGACUUUAAUUUCGUCAGAACCGAUAUUCUCCAAAUCCUAUUUGCCCUCAAAGAGGAAAUCUACAAGCCACGCUUGCAAUACACAGCUGGUAAACUCAACGACAUCCUACAAAGUCUACUCCAUCAACGGGCCAUGAAAAUGGACGCCUCUUAUGUGAGCGAUCUUGUGUGGCACGAAGCUAUCGGUACUAAGCCCACUCAUGCAGAUGUUCUUGCCUUUGAUAUACAGCGUGGACGCGAUCAUGGACUUCAACCCUAUUUCAAGUAUCUGGAAGUAUGCAAGAACAUAAAAAUCAACAACUGGAAAGAUUUCGAAAGAUUUAUUCCCAAAGACCAUGUGGAUAAACUGAAAGAUAUCUAUGAAAGUUGGGAAGAUGUGGAUCUUAUAGUUGGUGGUAUUUCUGAGCGGACAAAUGAUGGAACAGUCGGUCCCACUUUCAGUUGUAUUUUAGCUGAACAGUUUUCGAAAACUUUGCAAUGUCAAAAACACCAGCACCAACAGGAGAACCCAAUUUUGCAACAAUCUUACGGCAAGAUAAAUGGCAGCCGAUUCUUGUGUUUAAACUCAAUGCUUACGGCGGUUCCACAGAAUAUCUUCCGAUUGCCAUCCGAAAGAAAUCCCCUAAUUGAUUGUGACGAUCAAGUCUAAAAUAUUUACAAUGUGUAAUGCAAAUGGAGAAACGUAUGGACCACAAGAGUCGAAUUUAGAUUAAGUUCCUAAGCCUUAAAAGGCGACAAAUUGUCUGAACAACCUGUACGUUUGCAGAGUUCGUAUACAAAAUAAAAUAAUCUAUGAAAAUGCCAGUUUAUAAACAA